GGAUUCAUGAACGAUUCAAAGACAAGCACUGUGACCACGUUUGUCCUCCUCGGCUUCCCUGGAUGCCAGGAGAUGAAGAGUUUCCUCUUUUCGCUGUUCUUUGGGGUCUAUGUAUUUACCAUAAUGGGAAAUGGGACCAUCGUCUACGCAGUGAGCCUGGACAGACGGCUCCAUACCCCGAUGUACAUUCUGCUAGCGAACUUUGCUUUCCUUGAAAUCUGCUACAUCACUUCCACUGUGCCCAAUAUGUUGGUCAAUUUCCUCUCAGAGACAAAAUCUAUCUCUUCUGUUGGCUGUUUCCUCCAGUUCUACUUUUUUACUUCCCUGGGUACAACCGAAACAUACUUCCUCUGCAUCAUGGCAUAUGAUCGCUACCUGGCUAUUUGCCGUCCAUUGCACUACCCAACCAUCAUGACCCCACGCCUGUGCUAUAUUUUGAUUUCUCUGUGCUGGGUGUUUGGGUUCCUCAGUUACUCUGUCUCCACUGUGCAACUCUCUCAAUUGUCUUUCUGUGGAUCCAACAUCAUUGAUCACUUUAUAUGUGACAUGGACCCUCUGAUAGCUCUGUCUUGUGCCCCAGCUUCUAUCACUGAGAUUGUUUUCUAUACCCUGAGCUCCCUCAUUAUCAUCCUCACCCUUCUGUACAUCCUGGGCUCCUACACUCUUUUACUGAUAGCUGUUUUAAAAGUCCCGUCAGCAGCUGGCCGGCGGAAAGCCUUUUCUACCUGCGGAUCACAUCUGACGGUGGUGUGUUUAUUUUUUGGAGCCCUCCUGGCAAUGUAUGUGAGCCCCACAGCCAAUAACCCAGCUGCAAUGCAGAAGAUCAUGACUUUGUUUUAUUCGGUGGUGACUCCCUUCUUAAACCCUCUGAUUUACAGUUUACGAAACAAGGAGAUGAAGGCUGCGCUGAAGAAAGUCCUGAGGAUACAAUAA
Messenger RNA from Marmota monax (woodchuck), 933 nucleotides. RefSeq names its product olfactory receptor 11H4-like. The record is from RefSeq and is a predicted model, not a curated record. The coding region runs from base 7 to 933 and encodes 308 amino acids. Gene Ontology annotation, cellular component: membrane. Gene Ontology annotation, biological process: G protein-coupled receptor signaling pathway. Lineage: Eukaryota; Metazoa; Chordata; Mammalia; Rodentia; Sciuridae. Gene Ontology annotation, molecular function: G protein-coupled receptor activity; olfactory receptor activity. The transcript has a single exon.